CAGGAAUGUAGAGAAGAUUUUCUUCUUCCUCGUAGAUCAUUAUACGUUAUGAGUGGUACAGCAAGACAAAUAUAUAAUCAUGAAAUUUUAAAAUCUGAAGAAUCCUAUUUUCAAGGACACAGAAUACCUAGAAAUAGGCGUGUAUCUAUAAUAUGCAGAAGUGAGGUAGACAAAAAACCAGAAGAUAUAAAAAUUGAUUAAAUAAUAUAUCAUAUGGAUCGUCAAUGGUAUCAAUUAUUUGAAAUGAUUAUGAUUAUCAUAAUAUCUAUAAACUGGGCAGCAUGUCUUGAAUAUUUUAUACCAUUGACGGUGUCCAAUAUUUAUGGAAGAAACAGAGGGUCAUGGGUUGAUUCCCCUGCAUUAAAGGAAAGAACAACAAAUUAUGGAAAAUAUUUAAUUUGUUUGAACAGAGCUAUUAUUGCUCUAGUUUGUUCAGCUCAUUAUUUAGACACGAAAACGCCAGACGAUAUUUUAUUAAAUAUUGUAUUAUCAAUCAUUGGUAUUCUUGGCUUUAUUUAUGUUUUAGCACAACUUAUGCAGUUUAUAAUAACAUUGCAUUCGGCCACCAAAAAACACUAUAAACAUAUUCAACAAUUACAAGAAUAUAUGAGGUAUAAGGAAUUACCGUAUGCCUUACAAUGCCGUCUAUUAGAAUAUUUUAAUUAUUAUAACAAAAAAAAUUUAGAUAGACAUCAACGUAUAAUCAAUCAAGUUUCCUCUUAUCUGCAAGAGGUUCGAAUAGAUAUUAUAUUUGUAAUAUAUCCAAAUAGAAUUUAUGAAAACGAACGAACCCUUUUAUUCUUUCAGGAACUUAUUUUGCACACUUACAGGAAAUUUAUUAGUAAUGUGCCAUUAUGUCAACAUAUUCCAAAAUCAGUUGUCUCUCAAUUAACAAAUAUGUUACACUCUGUAAUUUAUUUAGAAAAUGACAUAAUAGUCAAAGCUGGCGAAGAAGAAGAUGGACUCUAUUUUAUCGCAUCUGGCACAGUUGCGGUUUAUACCAACUUAUGGAAAGAGGUUUAUCAUUUAGGAGAUGGAGCGUAUUUUGGAGACUUAGCUUUAUUCGUGAAAAGUAUGCAUCAUACUGCUAAUAUCAUUGCCAUAGAAACUUGUGAGAUUUAUAUAUUAUACAGAGUGAAUUUUCAAACCAUUAUGGAAUCUCAUCCAGAUUUAUUUAAUAUUUUAUAUAAUGCAGUGUUAAAGUUUGUGAAAAAACUUGAAUCCUAAAAUAGCUUCGAUUAAAGGUUCCAAUUUUUUUGUUAUAACUAAUUUAAAUAGUAGUUAACUAAUAGAUCAUUAAUUAUAUCAGGCCUAAUAUUUUGCGCAUUUUGUUU
Messenger RNA from Polistes canadensis, 1334 nucleotides. RefSeq names its product alpha-ketoglutarate-dependent dioxygenase alkB homolog 7, mitochondrial-like. Gene Ontology annotation, biological process: fatty acid metabolic process; DNA damage response. NCBI's taxonomy places the organism in Eukaryota, Metazoa, Arthropoda, Insecta, Hymenoptera, Vespidae. Gene Ontology annotation, cellular component: mitochondrial matrix. The transcript is spliced from 6 exons. The record is from RefSeq and is a predicted model, not a curated record. The coding region runs from base 214 to 1227 and encodes 337 amino acids.